Messenger RNA from Sesamum indicum (sesame), 2910 nucleotides. Its product is annotated as acetyl-coenzyme A carboxylase carboxyl transferase subunit alpha, chloroplastic. Gene Ontology annotation, cellular component: acetyl-CoA carboxylase complex. Gene Ontology annotation, molecular function: acetyl-CoA carboxylase activity; carboxyl- or carbamoyltransferase activity. The record is from RefSeq and is a predicted model, not a curated record. NCBI's taxonomy places the organism in Eukaryota, Viridiplantae, Streptophyta, Magnoliopsida, Lamiales, Pedaliaceae. Gene Ontology annotation, biological process: fatty acid biosynthetic process.
UUUUUUUUUUUUUUUUUUUUUUUUCAGCAUAGAAAUCAUCGAAAUUAAUUUAUAGUCCAUAAAGCUGUGAUUAUUUUUCCCAGAGUUUGAGUGUGAAUAAGCACAAACCAAACCUCUACGUGACGAUCUUUCCUAUGCUCCCUCUCUCGUAUUAACCUAUCUCUCCAGCACACUCUCCGCCUCUUCAAUUCCUCCGAUCGCUCACUUCAUUGUGUCCAUUUCUAUACGGUUGCUGCGGAUUUGUUCUGCAUUCGACUCACUAGAGGUGGAAAAAUGGCUUCCGUGGCCCAGUCUCCAGUGUCAUUCACUGGGAAUUUGGCCUCCAAAUCUACUGCUUCUGAUCUUCUUAAGAGCUCAAUUAAUGGUGCUUGUGGUUUACCCCUAAGAGCCCUUGGAAAGGCGCAACUAGGAGCAAAAAGAAGGGACUUCGCUAUAUCUGCAAGAGUUAGGAAGGUUAAAAAGCAUGACUAUCCAUGGCCAGAAGAUCCCGACCCAAAUGUGAAGGGCGGAGUCCUUACUCACCUCUCACCUUUCAAGCCUUUAAAAGAGAAGCAAAAGCCAGUCACCUUGGAUUUUGAGAAACCUCUAAUGGAUCUGCAGAAAAAAAUUAUUGAUGUGCAAAAGAUGGCUAAUGAAACUGGUCUGGAUUUCAGCGAUCAAAUUAUUUCAUUAGAGAAUAAAUAUCAAAAGGCUCUGAAAGAUCUGUACACACAUCUGACUCCCAUACAACGUGUGAAUAUUGCACGACACCCGAACAGGCCAACUUUUCUUGAUCACAUCUUCAAUAUAACUGAGAAGUUUGUAGAGCUUCACGGUGAUCGAGCUGGAUAUGAUGAUCCUGCUGUAGUCACUGGACUUGGUACAAUAAACGGCAGAAGCUACAUGUUCAUGGGCCAUCAGAAGGGAAGGAAUACGAAAGAGAAUAUUAAGCGUAACUUUGGAAUGCCUACUCCUCAUGGUUACAGGAAGGCACUACGCAUGAUGUACUAUGCUGAUCAUCAUGGAUUUCCAAUUGUCACCUUCAUUGACACUCCAGGGGCAUAUGCUGAUGUUAAGUCUGAGGAACUGGGCCAAGGGGAAGCAAUAGCUCACAACUUGAGGACUAUGUUUGGUCUGAAAGUACCAAUUGUUUCAAUUGUUAUCGGCGAAGGUGGUUCUGGUGGAGCUCUGGCUAUUGGUUGUGCUAACAAGCUGUUAAUGCUUGAAAAUGCAGUCUUCUAUGUAGCCAGCCCUGAAGCAUGUGCUGCAAUCUUGUGGAAGAGUGCAAAAGCUUCUCCAAAGGCCGCUGAGAAGCUGAAGAUAACAGCUACAGAGCUGACCAAACUACAAAUUGCCGAUGGUGUCAUCCCUGAACCUCUUGGUGGCGCGCAUGCAGAUCCCUACUGGACCUCUCAACAAAUCAAAACUGCAAUUGUUGAAUCCAUGGAUGAACUUGUAAAGAUGGACACUGAAACACUACUAAAACAUAGGGCUCAGAAGUUCCGGAAACUUGGCGGAUUCCAGGAGGGAAUUCCAAUUGACCCCAAGAGGAAAGUAAAUAUGAAAAAGAAAGAACAACCCUUAGUUCCGAUCAGCAAGACAUCAGAGGUGGAGUUGAGGAACGAGGUUGAGAGAGUGAAACAACAGAUUUUGGAAGCCAGUAAAUCGUCUACAGGGGCCCCAGCGACAAGAUUGAAGGAGGUGAUCGAGAAAUUAAAAAGAGAGCUCGACUAUGAAUAUGAUGAGGCUGCAAAAGCUCUAGGUAUGGAUGGCAAAAUUUUGAUGAUGCGCGAGGAAAUUGCAAAAGCAAGGAAUGUGAACGACCAGCUUGCACAUCCUGCUUUAAAGGAAAAGAUUGAACAGCUGAAGGAUGAAUUCGACAAAAACCUUCCUACAGCUCCUAAUUACUCCAGCCUGAAAUCUAAGCUCAAUAUGCUGAAAGCAUUAUCCAAAGCUUUGAAUCUGCGGAAGAAGAGCACCCCUAAAGAUGAACUAAAAAUUGAAAUCAAUAAGAGAUUCAAUGAACUUGUGGAUCGGCCUGAUGUAAAACAAAAGAUUGAGACACUGAAGGCUGAAAUAGUAAAUUCAGGGGUGUCGGGUAUUGGUGCAAAUCCAGAGCUAAAGGAAAAAGUUCAGAAGUUGAGCAGAGAGCUAGAUUCAGAAUUUAUGGAUGUUCUUAAGUCCUUUGGUUUGCAAGUGGUUCCUUCAGCCCCAGCGGCAAUGGUGAAAAUAGAUGCUUUUGAAGAAGGAGUUAGUAUGAUUAUAGAUGAUUUUGUCAAUUCUUCGGAUUUGAAGGACAAGAUUGAGACGCUGAAGGCAGAGGUGGGGAAAGCUGGCAAUACACCUGAUGGGGACUCAAAAAGUAAGAUUCAGGCUUUGGAGACAGAAAUCAAGCAAGCUAUCAUUGAAGGUAUAAGUUCCCCAGAAUUAAAAGAAAAACAUGAGAGGCUGGCGACUGAGGUAUUAGAGGCUACCAAAUCUUCAGUAGAAAGUACCACAGAUGACCAGUCUAAGCUCGAUGAGUCUCGGGUAAAUGUCAGUCUGGAAGCUAAUCGCAGCUUCAUCUGAUAUCGUUGGCUGAGUCAAAAAGAUCUGUUGAAACUACACCAAGAUGCUCCGAAGAACUUUUUCAACCAUUUCUCUAAUUGUAUUAUUUACUGGCUUCUCCUGGACACCCUAAGAUUUCUGAGUUCGUAAGACAUGAUGGUGGCACAGAAGAUUCGCUUAUGCAGCCUGAUUUCCUUUUUUCGGCUAUAAGGCUUGGUAAUUUGUACUGCUUAGAUGUUUCAUUCUAAGUUAUGUUACUUCAAUUCAGUUGAUUGGCUGUUAUUCCAUAAGUUAGACAUAGAACAUUGUAUAAAUGACUUGAGGAGAGGCAGAACGUAUUUUGGGAAUUCGGGAAUAUUAAAACGGGAUCGUAUUUCCAUAAAA